CCCAAAUCAGGCAGCUACUCCACAUACGCUAGUUGCUAGUAGUGGCAGAGCUCUUUACCGCAUCUGCAGAACGCAACGUGUGCUUCAACAGCUUCAAAGUCCAGCACCUCAUCUCGUCACCAUUCCUCCUUCUCUCACUACGAAUACACAAACCAUGAAGCAACGUACCACCUACCUCGUUUCCGACACUUUGGCCACGCACCCCGACAACUUCGACAUCUCGCCCACAAGCCUACAGAUCAAGUCCCUGCACGCCGCGCGCGAAGACCGUCUCGCGAUCGGCUACGACGAGCUUUCCGCCGAGAUCCAGGACGUGCUGAAGCAAUGCAACGAGCUCCUCAUCCGCUGGUCUACUGGUAGGCCGUACACCAGCGUGGAUCCGUUUGCCGCCCGAGUGCCGGCGGGCUUGCACAUUCACCUGCGGCCGCAACGCGAUGUUGUUCCAUCUAUAUGUGACACUGUGAACGUCGCGUUUGGCAUCACCGACUGUCGUGGCUUCGCCGAGUCGUUUAUCCCCAUCUCCGGCGUCGAGAACGCAUACCAGUUCUACGCACCGGUGAGAUCCAUCGACAUGUUCGCAACCUUCGUCGCAGAUCAUCUAUGCACUGGUAUGAAUUCGUGGGAAUGCGCGACUGGCGUCGAGUCCGCGGAUUACGUGGACCUCAAGUGGGAUGCUAUCUCGCAGAUGAUCGUGGUCAACACGUUCUGGUCGAAGUCUGGGGAACCGCAGGGAGCGGUCGCAGUGAAUGUCCAGGAACCGAGGAACAUUGAGGUCGGUGUGCUGGGGAAUGAUAGACCUAUAGCAGAAGAGAGCUUGACUAUGGGGGGUGUUUUGCACGUGGUUGGAAAGGACGAUAGAAUGGAACCGGUCAUGUUCACUUUCCCGGCACGACAUCACAGCUCUCCAGCGACUUAUAGCCUCACGACGUCGAAGCCACCUGGACUGCAUCCGAAGCUACAGCUUUCGAUUGCGCAUACCCAACCGCUCAAGGCACCAGGCGACGAGUGCACUCUAAAUGCGUACUUCACCCUACCACGCGGACUCUUCAUCGACAAAUACCAGCUGUCACCAACGAACCCGCAGCUCCUUGAGUCCCUCAACAUCAAGCGCAUUCUCGGUGUUAAUGGUGAAACAGAUCUUGAGGCGCCGGUUUGGGCGAGUAAACGCUGGGGAAGCUCCUUGCUGGUAGAAGUGGACACCGCACGGGCCUCCAAUGGGUUGGAUAUGGAGCUGCCACUGCAUCUCCGGUACCUCGAGCCCAAGCAUGACUCCACCUUAUCGGAGGUGAACUUUACGAUGCCGGCAGUGUUUUGGGCUUGCAGAAGCGAAGAGUGGAGUAAGAUGGUAAGCAGCCCCUUCGAUAGACUACACUUAGGGUGGGAACAUCUAUUCCCGGAGCAGACUAUGUACUACCACCUCUCGCCAUCCGAAGAUGCAUGGAAGUCAGUGCCGGUUCCAGUUCUGGACUUGCAGCAGGCGAUGCUGGUCAAGAUCGGGACUGUGGUUGUCAUCGUGAGCGGCUUUUUGUGGGUUGUUUGGAAGACUUGUGCGGCGUUCACUGGUGGAAAGAAGGUUGGGGCAGGGGAAAAGAAGACGCAAUAGUUUACGUAUCUAAUGGACACGGCAGUUAAUGAGGGGGGCUGGACGAAUCAAGCUUGUUUUAUGUAGAUUCCGAG
Messenger RNA from Tricharina praecox, 1677 nucleotides. RefSeq names its product PIG-X. The transcript has 3 exons. Gene Ontology annotation, molecular function: mannosyltransferase activity. Gene Ontology annotation, biological process: protein processing; GPI anchor biosynthetic process. The record is from RefSeq and is a predicted model, not a curated record. NCBI's taxonomy places the organism in Eukaryota, Fungi, Ascomycota, Pezizomycetes, Pezizales, Pyronemataceae. Bases 155 to 1603 code for a protein of 482 amino acids. Gene Ontology annotation, cellular component: endoplasmic reticulum membrane; glycosylphosphatidylinositol-mannosyltransferase I complex.